AGUUUGUUAGGCAGAGGAGCCUGGUAGAGAACUGAUGGGUGCACAGGUCCUGAGACACGAAAGCUGGUGCUUCGUAAGCAGUGCGUGGACCCUCGACUCCCAGCCUCCUCACAUCCACACUCUGGGAACCGGAUUUGCCUUUAGGCUCCGUGGCUGGCCCGGGUCUCGAGAAGAGUCUGCUAAGUGGACUCAAUGGCCCCACCUAGGCCUCCGAGGGCAGGAAAGAAAACAGAGAACCCCCCACUGCCUUGCAAGUCCCCAAAGAUCAAAGGCCCGGACCUCACCCCUGUCAUCUGCACAUCUCCUCCACUGGGUGGCAAUCCCGAAUGCCCUCCGUUCCAGCCGUCCCUAGCUGCCACCCCGGGGUCCCAGCUCAGUCAGAAGUCCAGAUGUCCUGGGUGCUACCAGGAGGAGAGACUGGUGGUGUUCCUGUGCCUGCUGGUGGUGGUGUCACUGCUCCUGGGCUGCACUGGUCUGGCUGUGACCCUUAUCAAGUACCAGGAGGUGGUGGGAGAGCUGAGAAUGCUGACCUUUCAGCAGACGGCAUGGCAAGCAAGUGUGACUGGCACGGCAGGGCUGGCUGGCCUGAAGAAGGAUAUUGACCACAUAAGAACUAACACCAACCAGUCCCUGGUAGAACUUCGGGGCUUAUUAGACUGUACCAGGACCACCUGCCCUGAGGGCUGGCUCCCCUUUGAGGGCAAGUGUUACUACUUCUCCCCAAGGACCAAGUCAUGGGAUGAAGCCCGGAAGUUCUGCCAGGAGAAUUACUCUCACUUGGUCAUCAUCAGUAGCUUCGCCGAACAGAAGUUUGUGGCCAAGGCUCAUGGCUCUCCACGGAUCUACUGGCUGGGGCUGAGUGACAGGGACCAUGAAGGGGACUGGAAGUGGCUGGAUGGGUCACCUGUCACUCUGAGCUUUUGGGACCCAGAGGAGCCCAACAACAUCAACGAUGAGGACUGUGCCAGCAUGAACAAAGGUGGCACCUGGAAUGACCUCUCUUGUGACAAAACGACCUACUGGAUUUGUGAGCGGAAAUGUUCCUGUUGAACCCCACGGCUGAGGGUGGGGGGGGGGUCCCUACUCGAGUGCCCCUCGGCUCUUGGGGAUGAGAACCUCCCGCCCUUCCACGGAAGACUCUGCCAGUCUGUGAACCAACACGGAUGGACCUACGACGGAACCAGCAGCUUGGAUGGAGCCAGUCCCCUUGGGUGCAAGUGAGAGCAAUUCUCUGGCGACUAGAGGGCUUGUGCAAUUGGAUGAUGUCCUAGUCUAUUCAGGCCGCUGUACCAGAAUACUGGAAACUGGAUGGCUUACAGGCAAUAGAGAUUUACUUGUUGAAUUUCUGGAAGCCGGGAAGUCCAAGGUGAAAGUGCAGUGCUUGGUGAGGGCCCACUUUCUGAUUCGCAGAGGGCCAUCUUGCUGUGUUCUGUUAUGCUGCAAGGGGGGAGAACUCUCUGGGGUUCCUGUUAUAAGGAACAAAGAGUUCCACCCUUAUGACCUGAUCGCCUCUCAAAGGCCCUUAUCGCCUUGAACCAUCACAUUGAGGGUUAGGGUUUAAGAUACGAAUUGGGCGGGGGACACACAAUUCAGUCUGUAGCAGGUGGCGAGCUGGCAGGAGACCAGGUCUUAGACAUUGUCUCCCAGCUCUGGGGGCUGGAGGAAACUCACCAAGUCCUUGCUCCCGGCUCCGCAGAAGAAAUUCUGGCCGCGGGGGGCUCCGGGUCUGAUAAUGACUGAGCUGGAGCGGAAAACUCCCUGGCUCUUCUGAACCCUGGGGUGCUGGCCCAGGGCUCCCUUACUGCCUACCUGAUGUGGAACAGCUUCUGGGAAAGCAGGUGGGGAAAAAUUGUCCUUGACAAAGCAACUUUCUCAAUGUCCCAGGUGAGGUUUGCCUGACCUAGGGGGCAGAAUCAGGCCUCUGCCAAGACUUGGCCUGUGAAGCUUCCAGAAAGGCAGACCACCUGAGAGGCAAGCCCGCCCCCUCCCCCAAUGUGUGGUCAGAUUCCCAGGACAGCGGCGGUGGCUACCUAUGCCUGCACCUGCCUUUAGGCUGUUGGUGGUUUGCAAAGAUCUUCGAUGAAUGAUUCACUUUUACUUGCCGUGGACCUUCCUGGACCAUUAGCUCUUGCCGUGUGAGAGCUUCUCAAAAUGUCAGUUCGAUGUGUGGCCCUUGCCCAAGGUGACGGUCUGCUGUGGGGGAGGGCGUGUUCCACAAUAAAGCACCAUAGACUGGCUUAAAUGCGAGAAGUUUACUGCCUCCUCGUUCUGGAGGCUGAAGUCUAAGACUGGCGGGUCGAAGUCGUUGGUUUCUGGGGAGGUGUCUCUCCUUGAGUUGUAUCUGGCUCUCGGCUCCCCGUGUCUCCACAUGGACUUGUCCUUGUGCGUAUCUGUGUCCUAAUCUCUUCUUCUUAUGGAGACAUAGGUCAUAUUGGAUCAGGGCCCCUUGCAAUGACUUCGUUUUCAUGAAUUACCUCUUCAAAUACGGUCACAUUCCGACGUCCUGGGGGUUGGCACUUGAACACGUGAAUUGUGGGGGAGAGCAGGACAGCCUGCAAUACCCUCUAAUGGACCGGUGCUCCGCCCAGUGGUUCUGACCAUCAGAAACACCCUCGAGGGGAGGCUGGUACUACCCACAGCUGAACACAACGCAACAGGGCAGACCCUUUGGACAAUCCCCCAAUUGUAUCCAAAGGGUUGUGGGCAUUCUCCAAACUGAUCAAUUGCUUGAUCAACAACUACCCUUGGUGAGUAGCUGAAUCCUUGUGUUGACUGACAGCAGGGGAUCGAGGCAAGGAGGCUCUGGGCAGAGGGGCAGUGGGGGAGGUUAGCGUUCACUUCCCUUCCAGCUCCCCUCUCUCCUUGUCUCCUCCCCCGUCUACACCUGUCCCCAACUCACCAGGACUGAAACCAGCCCCCCAUACAGCCCAUAGACUAUAGCGUGGGUGGGUAUCCAACCCCAGGGGGCCGUUGGUCCAAGUGACUGUUUAUCUGGGGUCAGGGGAAGUUCCUGCAUCUCAGAAGAGGAAAUGUGAGCCUCCUGCAAUGUGUUGAAAAAUGGAGAAGCAGGGGCUGUUGUCACAUCUUUGGGUCGUGCUGGGGUGUUCCACAGUGGGGCUGGCUCAAACCUAUCUCCCUCCCACAUCUCUCAUGACUGUCUAGUUUUAGGUAGAGAGAUAAGUGUGAAGGAGGUCCCCUUUACCACUUUGGGCGUAAGGGAGCAAAGGCUGGGCAUUUUUGGUGCAUAAAAAUAACAAAAGUCACCGUUUAUCAAGCACGUACUGUGUGCUAGACAGACACAACGACUCUGUGAAGUUGGAACAACUACCAGCCCCAUUUUAUAGCUGGGGAAACUGAGGCUUGUCCAUUGUCAUCUAGUGGCACAGCUCAUAUUUGGACUCAGUCUGUGCCUCCAAUGGUUGAUCUCUUUCUGCAGCACCUGCCACCUUUCAAGGGUCUGUAAACUCGAAUUAUCCCUGAGACCCCAACCUUGUAGCUCUUGUCUCAGCUGGCAGUCAUGGGAAGGGAACAGUGUGGUGUGUUGGAACAGACAUCCUGGGCUGAGGCAGGACACUAGGAAUUGAGUUCUGGGUCUGUUGAAAUAAUCUGUGCGGCUCUCCUGGGGCUAUGAUGAAAAUGCGGGUGAGAGGAAGGGUAGGAAGAAAAUUAAUCUAUUCAGAAGAGAAAACUAAUGGGAUUUGCUGAUGGAGUGAAUGUGGGGUGUGAGAGAAAGAGAAGAGUAAAGAAUUACUCCAAAAUUUUCAACUAAAGGAACAGGAAAGAUGGAGUUAUUAUUACCUAGAGCUGAGGAAGAAAAUAAUGCUUGUGGACACAUUUAUUUUUGUUUUAAUUAAAAAAAUUUUAAGUUUAUUUAUUUACAGAGACUCGAUAACACAUCUUUGAACACAGCUUGGACUGGCUGCCUUUCUUUCUCUGACUCCCGUCUUCACAUUCCUGCUGGUGUUUCCUGGGAUCACCUCCAAAAUAAAGUACUUAUGCU
This is a messenger RNA of Lynx canadensis (Canada lynx), 4000 nucleotides long. RefSeq names its product C-type lectin domain containing 17A (gene CLEC17A). The coding region runs from base 193 to 1050 and encodes 285 amino acids. Lineage: Eukaryota; Metazoa; Chordata; Mammalia; Carnivora; Felidae. The record is from RefSeq and is a predicted model, not a curated record. The transcript has 11 exons.